UAGAUAUCCCAGAAUCCCGCGCGGGGCCGGUCCUUCCACUUCGGCAGCCAUCGAAGAGCUUCAGCCAUGGCUUUGCGCUACCCCAUGGCCGUGGGCCUCAACAAGGGCCAUAAAGUGACCAAGAACGUGAGCAAGCCGAGGCACAGCCGCCGCCGCGGGCGCCUCACCAAACACACCAAGUUCGUGCGGGACAUGAUCCGAGAGGUGUGCGGCUUCGCGCCCUACGAGCGGCGCGCCAUGGAGCUGCUCAAGGUGUCCAAGGACAAGCGCGCCCUCAAGUUCAUCAAGAAAAGGGUGGGCACCCACAUCCGGGCCAAGAGGAAGAGAGAGGAGCUGAGCAAUGUGCUGGCUGCCAUGCGCAAGGCGGCUGCCAAGAAGGACUGAGCCUCGCUAACAGCAGAACCCGCAAUCCAGGGCUGCGCAUGUGCGGGGGAUGGAGGCAAGCAGGCGUUGUAUUCUGGAAAUGGUUUUUUUAAUCAUAAUUAAAUAUGUGCAGUCUUGGAA
Sorex araneus (European shrew) is the source of this 504-nucleotide messenger RNA. It is a transcript of the gene RPL36, whose product is annotated as ribosomal protein L36. Lineage: Eukaryota; Metazoa; Chordata; Mammalia; Eulipotyphla; Soricidae. The record is from RefSeq and is a predicted model, not a curated record. Gene Ontology annotation, biological process: cytoplasmic translation. Gene Ontology annotation, molecular function: structural constituent of ribosome. The transcript has 4 exons. Gene Ontology annotation, cellular component: cytosolic large ribosomal subunit; ribosome. The coding region runs from base 67 to 384 and encodes 105 amino acids.